Schizosaccharomyces osmophilus is the source of this 2535-nucleotide messenger RNA. RefSeq names its product RSC complex bromodomain subunit Rsc1 (gene rsc1). Gene Ontology annotation, biological process: chromatin remodeling. Bases 1 to 2535 code for a protein of 844 amino acids. NCBI's taxonomy places the organism in Eukaryota, Fungi, Ascomycota, Schizosaccharomycetes, Schizosaccharomycetales, Schizosaccharomycetaceae. The transcript is spliced from 3 exons. The record is from RefSeq and is a predicted model, not a curated record. Gene Ontology annotation, cellular component: RSC-type complex. Gene Ontology annotation, molecular function: protein binding; chromatin binding.
AUGUCUGGAAACGCUGGUUCCUCUACAGAGGAUGGAAAACACCAUAAACUUCUUAUUUACUUUCUUGAGCGAAUUCGAAGUUCCAAGGAUAAUGUUGGAAAUUCCCUUUCUAAAAUAAUUGAAACGAAUCCGCUGUCGGACAAUCCGAAUGAUUUAUUUGCCAGCAAUCGGCCAACCUGUUUGAAAGCAGUUCAACUAAAGAUAGAAAGCUCUGCUUAUCGAGAUUUAUCAGAAUUUGUCUUUGACAUCGCUCAAUUAAUCGCUAAUGUCAAAUUUUUGUACCACGGUUCGCAGAGCUUCUCUCUUGUUUGUAUGUUGGAAGAAUUUUGUAUUCUCCAGUUACAAAUGCUGCACCAGCAAGGAUUCACAGCUAUGACCCUUUGGCCUCAGGUUCAAGCAUCGCAUGCUAUGAUGAGUCAAAAAAGUACUACCUCCAAUACCUUCCGACCUUCUUCGAUUUCCCCCCAAAGCUUGCUUUCUGCAAAUGCAUCAAAUACACCCAAUACACCCAAACAAGUAAAGCAUGAAGAACAACCAUCUGAUCAGGAUUCAGAGUUUUAUGGGGAAGAAGCUGAAGCAGAUACAGAGUUAAAGAGAAAAUUUGCUCGUGAUGAGUCCGUGGCGAAAGAAGAAGAUGUCAAACAUAGAAAGUUGCAACAAUUUCCAACGAAACCAACUGUUCCACUAGAAGCAAAAGCAAAAGUGAUUAUGCGUCAGGUUCGAAGAUAUCGGGAUGUGAAUGGAAGACAAUUAUUUGCACCAUUUGAGCGUUUACCAGAUCCAAGGAUGUUUCCUGAAUAUUAUCAAGCAAUUCACCAUCCCAUGGCCCUAGAUGUGAUCCAGAAGAAAUUAAACAAAAAUCAAUAUUCGUCUCUUGAUGAGUUCAUUUCUGAUUUUAACCUCAUGUUCAACAAUGCAAAAUCUUUUAAUGACUCUUCUAGUCAGGUAUUCCGCGAUGCCGACUUUCUACAAAAGUACUUGGCCGACGUGAUUCAAAUGGAGCUGGGAAGACUGGAUGUUGAUGGUGGUCCAUACGACGUAGAUUCUCACACUUCUCAGAGACACGACAAGCAAUUUCAGACAUCCAUCUUUUAUGAAGGCACUCCGCUGAGCAUAGGGGAUUGGAUAUUAUUGAAGAACCCGUCUGACCUUAAUAAACCGGUUGUUGCACAGAUAUUCAAAAUUUGGAAUUCAUCUGACCAAACACCUUGGAUAACCGUAUGCUGGUACUUCCGCCCUGAACAAACCGUACACCGUGCCGAUCGCAUCUUCUAUGAAAACGAAGUAUUCAAAACAUCUCUUUACAGGGAUCAUCCUGUUUCGGAUAUUAUUGAAAGAUGUUUUGUAAUGUACAUCACUCGCUACGUGCGCGGGAGGCCGAAAGGUAUUCGCUCAACGCCGGUGUUUGUUUGUGAGUCUCGCUAUAAUGAUGACACGAAACAAUUCAGCAAAAUUAAAUCCUGGAAAGGGUGUAUGCCUGAAGAAGUUCGAGGAUUCGACUAUGAAAUGAUACUUUUUGAUCAUACUAUCCCUCCAAAUAAAGUUCCUAGUCCUUUGCUUCACUUGCUAUCUGGGAGACCCCAAAUGUCCGACACUCAAACGCAGAUGGCUUUAUUUGGUAACAAUAGCAUGAACGCGAUUCCUGCUCAGGGUGUUAUAUUGCCAACUUCUACGAAUCUUGAUGAUAAUUUGAAUCCAAACCGCGUUAUUUCUCCAUCCCCUUCCGAAUCGUUUUCGUCAACGCCGAAGCCUUCCCAUUUGAAUAAUGGUACUCCUCCUGUAAUGCCAACUUAUGCAAGAAAGACUAGUACUCACUCGGAUCGUACACAAUCCCAUCUUUCAAGAUUAGGCUUGCCAGGUCCAGGGAUGUACGGUUCUGCAGGUGGAUACCCCCCCUUGGGAAAUCAAAGCAACAUGGGUCCUUUACCAGCACGUCCUUUUUAUGGAAGCACACAAGACGUUACUUCCAUGCCUCAAUCUCAAAAUUUAUCCAACCUGUACGGGUCGAAGAUGAAUUCUCAAUUUACAAAAGCGAAUGUAACACCACAAGGUACACGCGCUCCUGGAUCGGUUGCUAACGUAUCCGGACAAACAACACAUUUGAGUACUGCAAACAAUGUGCAUACGAUGCCACCUCUUCCUUCAUAUACAGCUGCAUUUAUAAUUCCAGGGACUCAUCAAAAAGAAGAUGGCAGUGCCGCUGGUCAAGGAAUUGAUGAGAAAACUACCAUUAACGUUGACACAGUGAAGGUUCUUGAUAAGGACGACUCUGGUAAUGUCCUAUGGUAUUCGGUUCCACCUCAAGAUCCGCUACCAAUACAAAAUUAUAAUUCUAAUUUAAGUCAUUCGUUAAAAUAUUUGGAAUUCAAAAGAAAAAGGAGCCAGGAUAAAAAAAAAGAAUUGCAAACUUCCCCUAACAGAGAAGAAGCGCACAAGCAUGACAAACUAAUUAGUUCAGCUUUAGAAAAGCUGCAUGAUUUGCAGGUACAACAAAUUCACACAUUAAAGAGCGAGUUGCCUAAUAUGAAGCACUAA